AUGAGAGGCGCUCUCGGGCCUCUUCCGGCUCCGGGCCCCGCUCGCCCCUUCCCCAGAUCUCCCCGCGACGGGAGGAGCACGGUGGCGGGCGUCGGCCGCGGUGACGCGCAGCGGGCCGGGAGCCAAUGGGAGGUGGGCUGGGCGCUGAUGGACGGGGCCAGCGGCCAGUGGCGAGGCGCUGGCUUCACUUCCCGUCGGGGAGAGAGUGUAAUAUGGCGAAGACCUACGAUUACCUGUUCAAGCUGCUGCUGAUCGGGGACUCGGGGGUGGGGAAGACCUGUGUCCUGUUCCGCUUCUCCGAGGACGCUUUCAACUCCACUUUCAUCUCCACCAUAGGAAUUGACUUUAAAAUUAGGACCAUAGAGCUAGAUGGCAAGAGAAUUAAACUGCAGAUAUGGGAUACAGCUGGCCAGGAACGGUUUCGGACAAUCACAACAGCCUACUACAGGGGCGCAAUGGGCAUCAUGCUGGUCUACGACAUCACCAACGAGAAGUCUUUUGACAACAUCCGGAACUGGAUUCGGAACAUUGAGGAGCACGCCUCUGCAGACGUCGAAAAGAUGAUACUUGGGAACAAGUGUGACGUGAAUGACAAGAGACAAGUUUCCAAGGAACGGGGAGAGAAGCUGGCUCUGGACUAUGGAAUCAAGUUCAUGGAGACCAGUGCAAAGGCCAACAUCAACGUGGAGAAUGCAUUUUUCACUCUCGCCAGAGACAUCAAAGCAAAAAUGGACAAAAAAUUGGAAGGCAACAGCCCCCAAGGGAGCAACCAGGGAGUCAAAAUCACACCAGACCAGCAGAAGAAGACCAGCUUUUUCCGAUGUGUUCUUCUGUGAGGAACGCCGCCUUACUCUGAGCCUUGCUCAGCCGAGCUGACUGUGCCUGUCCUGAGUGAGCCCUUCACUCAGCCGGGGCCCUACCCCCUCCAACAUCCCUGCCGCGGCCACCGGGCCCACGGCCACCAGAACACAAUUGAGAAAUUGUUUAUUUUAGUAACUGUCUGAUCUUUUUCAACUUUGAAGAUGGAAUAAGUUAAGGAUUUGCUAUUUUUCCUGUGACGUCCGCCGAACUGACCCAUGCAUUGUGUACCUACCUGGAGAGAAAGACGGGAAUGAGGUGAGCCUCCAUCUCCCAGAUGUGACACAGCUCACACCGCACCAGAAAGCCCAUCUACAUGCCCCACUGCAGUAGUGAGGUCCCCAAAAGCCAGUGAUGGUUCCAGGAGUGCCCGGCUCUGCACCGUCAGCGAGGUGACCCACACCAGGCCCUGGAAACAUCUGACGCCCACUUUCACCUUUCCUCUCCGUUUUGGACAAGUGACAAAAGCGGUUGUUUCUUUUUCCCACUCUCUCUGACUCUCAAACCAAAGGGAAGCACAAAUUAAGGAAAUCCUGUGUACAGUGCUCAGAAGGAAAGAGGAGUGCAGGAGCCUUUCCUGUUCACAGCCAGGCUUCGGUCUAGUCUGGCCAGGCCUCGGGCGUGGUCAGCGGGCAGCUCGGCAGUCCCCGUCUGAUCACUGACGGGGCACCGUGUGUCCCACGGGUAACCCUGAAAGUGCAACCAUACACUGUUCACCCAUGAUCGGGGUGUCUGCCUUCUCAGCCCCCAAACAGCCCCCACUCCUCUUUGUCUUCCCACAGCCUCCAAAUUGGACAUUCUUUCUAGCUGAGAUUUUUACUUUUCCAGAUCCGUAGUGCCAUGAAAUGAUUCCGUCUUUGAUUUCCAGUGGCAAACCCGGAUGACUGGGGACAGGUGCACACCUGUGGCUGGAUGUGGCCGAGAGCUCGAAGCGUCCCUGGUACAGACUGACUGCAGAGCCAUUUGGGCUGAUUUUUAACUGCCGUCACUAGUUUUGUUUUGACAGCUCUGCUUCCCCCUAGAGAGUAUGCAGUUGGGACCAGGUCACCAGGUCUGAGGGGUGUCAUCAGGGAGCCUUUUUCUUUUUUUUACCCUCCCCUCAAGCUGCUGUCAACCCAAGUCAUUGGCAUCGUCGUAAUUUCUUUUUUGAAUUAAAACCAACAUACCAGCCAUA
Messenger RNA from Hipposideros armiger (great roundleaf bat), 2032 nucleotides. RefSeq names its product RAB8A, member RAS oncogene family (gene RAB8A). The record is from RefSeq and is a predicted model, not a curated record. The transcript is spliced from 8 exons. The coding region runs from base 126 to 836 and encodes 236 amino acids. Gene Ontology annotation, molecular function: GTPase activity; GTP binding. NCBI's taxonomy places the organism in Eukaryota, Metazoa, Chordata, Mammalia, Chiroptera, Hipposideridae.